Molecule: messenger RNA, 1368 nt
Organism: Erythranthe guttata (spotted monkey flower)
Lineage: Eukaryota; Viridiplantae; Streptophyta; Magnoliopsida; Lamiales; Phrymaceae
Product: N-terminal nucleophile aminohydrolases (Ntn hydrolases) superfamily protein
Biological process (GO): protein maturation
Cellular component (GO): cytoplasm
Molecular function (GO): threonine-type endopeptidase activity
Source: RefSeq, a predicted model, not a curated record
CUGGUGAAGGGUUUUACUUGAGAGAUCGAAUUGUUCCGAAUGGCUUGCGAAGCAGACGAUAGAUUCUUCGUCGCCGUGCACGUCGGCGCGGGAUAUCACGCGCCGUCGAACGAGAAAGCCCUCCGCUCCGCCAUGAAACGCGCCUGCCUCGCGGCCGCUUCUAUUCUCAGCAAGGGUUCCGGUGGUUCUGUAGAUGCUGUUGGAGCUGCAAUUAAAGUUUUGGAGGAUGAUCCUUGCACAAAUGCUGGACGAGGCUCAAAUUUGACGGAGGAUGGUCAUGUGGAAUGUGAUGCUAGUGUAAUGGAUGGUGAAUCUGGAGCUUUUGGUGCUGUUGGAGCAGUGCAAGGUGUUAGAAAUGCUAUCCAGAUUGCUGUCUUGCUAGCUAAAGAACAGAUUUCGGGUUCAUCACUUUUGGGUCGAAUCAGCCCUAUGUUUUUGGUUGGUGAAGGGGCGCGCAUGUGGGCAAAGUCCAAGGGUGUUGCUUCAGAUGAUAUUGUAGAAGGGGCUGAUGAGUGGUUGGUGACUGAAAGGGCUAGAAAUCAAUGGAGAAGGUAUAGAACAAUGCUCGAUGACGCCAAAGCUAUAACAAAUUCAACUGCCUCAGCAGAGACUCAAUCGCGUGAUCUUCCAAAGUUAAACGAAGGUGGGACUCAGCCUUAUCCUCCGAAAACAUUAGAAGAGAAUGGCAUAGCGGACACAGUUGGAGUAAUUUGUGUUGAUUCCAAGGGGCACAUAGCAUCUGGAGCCUCAAGUGGCGGCAUCGCCCUUAAGGUUAGUGGCCGUGUUGGAUUAGCAGCAAUGUACGGUUGUGGUUGUUGGGCAUCCUCAAGAACCCCUUCUGGAGAUCCAUUCAAUGUUGGUUGUUGUGUGAGUGGUGCUGGAGAAUAUCUAAUGAAGGGAUUUGCCGCUCGUGAAUGCUGUGUAUCUUCAGCAUUGUCCGAUGAUGGUCCGGUUAAUGCUUGCUUGAGAGUAUUGCAAUCUGUCAAUGAGAGGAGUGCUGGAUUUUUACUUGUUGAAGCUGAUGCUUCUGCUACCGGAGUCAGCAUUUCUGAGAAGCUGAAAGCUGUUGAGGUUGUGGCUGCCUAUACUUCAUCGUCUUUCGGAGUAGGUUAUUUUGGGAGCUCUAUGGAGCGGCCUAAGGUGUCUAUCUUACGGAGCACAAGACCGCAAAACCAAAACGGAGUUGACCAAUUUGCUGCACGCAUUAAUUUUUGAUGUUGAAAAACUAUAGAUGUAUGUAGACUAAUGACCGAUAAUUUAUUUUGAUGGAAGCUUUUGAACUUGUUUCCAUCUUACCAAAUGAUAGGAUAAAAGUUGCUUCUAAAUAAGUAGGCGUAAUGAACAAAAAGAUAACACAUUUAAAUUCGA